AUGCUAAUUGAUGAAAUAGGUGUCUUCGUCUCGAGUGCAGACAGCACCCUUGUACUAGCAACAACAGACACUAUCGCAUCUGAGUUCCAUUCUCUUGGUCUUGGAAGUUGGCUUUCAACAGCGUACCUGCUGUCGAUGUGUGCCUUCCAACCACUAACCGGGAAGCUCAGCGAUAUCUACGGACGAAGAAUCGUGCUGGUAGUUGGCUACGCUCUCUUCGGCCUUGGCAGUAUUCUCUGCGGCGUAGGACCAACCCUCCCAGCCGUGAUCCUGGGACGAGUAAUCCAAGGCCUCGGCGCCUCGAGCAUGACACUAUGUGUAUCCCUCGUCAUCACUGACCUCGUACCCCUCCUCCAAGUAGCCUUCUGGCGCUCCUACAUGAACGUCGUAAUGACCAUCGGCCGCAGCGCCGGCGGACCCAUCGGCGGCCUCCUCGCCGACUCCAUCGGCUGGCGAUGGUCCUUUGCCGGCCAAGCUCCCCUCCUAUUCAUCGCCAUCAUAAUCGUAUAUUUCUUCCUCCCAAACACGAAAUCUGCCCCUAUUGUCGAGACCCAAGAUCGAAAAGGAAGGCUAAAAAGGAUUGAUUUCGUGGGGAGUCUGUUAUUGGCUGCUGCUAUCGUGUUGUUGCUUGGUGCGUUGAGUUUGGCGGGACAGAGUCUGCCGCCGCUGGAUCCGAUUAUUUUGGGGAGUGUGGCGGGGAGUGUGGUUUUGGGUGCUGGGUUUGUGGUGUGGGAGGUUAGGUUUGCGAGGGAACCGGUUUUUCCUCCGAGGUUGUUGGUUCAGAGGGAUAUUAUCACGCCGUAUGCUAUUGUUGCGUUGCUGUUGGGUGCUCAGUAUGGGAUCAUCUUCUUCAUACCGCUCUACUUCCGUAUAUCCCUCAACGAAUCAGUCGCACUAGCAGGAACGAGAAUGUUCCCCGCAGUCCUAGGCAACACUCUAGGUGGUCUCUUCGGCGGCCUCCUGAUAUCACGCACUGGCCUCUACAAAAGAGUAACUAUAGCCGGAUGUGUAUUAUGCACCUUAUCUUACGGAAUCCUAAUUCUUAGAUGGAGAGGCGAGACGGGGUGGUUGGAGACAAUGGAGAUUGUACCUGGUGGAUUUGGGUUGGGGAUUUGUUUGAGCAGCACAUUCAUAGCACUAACCUCCGGCCUCGACAAGAAGAAAAAAGAACACGAAGGCGUCAACGGUCAAAGCAAAGACAUGGCAUCCGCCACCAGCGGAUUCUUCGUCAUGAUCCCGCUAGGUCUGAUCCUAGGGAUCGCAAUCGCGAGUUCAGUGCAGGUUGGAAUGGUGAGGAGUCUGCUUGAAGAAGGAUUGAGUGGCUUUGAAGGUGCUGCGGAGAUCUUCGAAGCAGUGUCUACUGAUACGAACAGGAUUGCUCUUCUCGAGGAGCCUGUUAGAGUCGUGGUGGUUGAUUGCUAUGUGCAGAGUUUUAGGUGGGGAUAUGGAAUUCCGCUUGCGGCAUCGGCUAUUGCGACAUUGUUGUCUCUCUCGAUUCGAGAGUAUCCUUUGAGGAAGUGAGGAUCUCAAAGAUAGAGACGGACUUCAAGGAUAAAUUGGGGGAGGAUUAACGAGUAUAAGUUGGCGAAAGCCACAGGAGAUCGAUCUGGUGAAAAGAUCAACGCAGGCAAUGGGGAGGCGGCUCAGAAGUGGUACAGCAGAUGAGGUGUGUAUUUGUACUGUAAAACGUUGCUGUUGCUUCUUGUUCAGUGUGUACGUUUGUCGUUGUAAUAAUUAGAG
Molecule: messenger RNA, 1740 nt
Organism: Mollisia scopiformis
Lineage: Eukaryota; Fungi; Ascomycota; Leotiomycetes; Helotiales; Mollisiaceae
Product: MFS general substrate transporter
Exons: 8
Coding region: 1-1521 (506 amino acids)
Biological process (GO): basic amino acid transport; transmembrane transport
Cellular component (GO): fungal-type vacuole membrane
Molecular function (GO): basic amino acid transmembrane transporter activity
Source: RefSeq, a predicted model, not a curated record